Molecule: messenger RNA, 1293 nt
Organism: Rhinocladiella mackenziei CBS 650.93
Lineage: Eukaryota; Fungi; Ascomycota; Eurotiomycetes; Chaetothyriales; Herpotrichiellaceae
Exons: 2
Coding region: 1-1293 (430 amino acids)
Source: RefSeq, a predicted model, not a curated record
AUGUGCCCACCCUCCUGCCUCGUCGCUCCUCGAGCGAGGAAGGCUCUAUCUUGGAACGGCGAGCUUAAGAAGGUUCUUUUCGAUGGCUCGCCCAAGAACCUUGUACACCUCCUCGCCGUCCCGGUUCGACCACAAAAUACCAGGUCUAUUUCUGAAGCCCAACCAGCUACGCUAGCAAAAUCCCCAAGCGCCUCUUGGGACACCCAAAUGACAGCAGGUAACACAGUCCAGGAUGAGAUCCUCCCGAUGGUCGAUCGCAGACAUGCAAAGCGCAAAGCGGACGUCGAAGUGUUUGCGCCCUGUCCACGGCACCGCAAACAAAGAAAAACUGAAAGCAGGGGUUCGGAUGAUGCGACUGAUACUAGUUGCUCGACCACCUUUUCAGAUAUGCCCACAGAAGUGCAUCGGCUAAUCUUUAGCCACAUCGAAUUCGUCGAAGAGGUCAUUUGCCUCGGCCUCACGAGUCAAUACUUCUGGAGGGUCGGUCGAGAAUAUAUUCAUGAUCAAUACACGUCGUUCCUGGGGCAGUGGGCAGGUGAGAACAUCGUCUGCAUCGGACAGUAUGUCGAUCCCGAGGAGUUUUUUUCGAUGGAGAGGAAGAAUCAAUUGCGUCAAGAGUCAGUCGUGACACCAGAUGACGGCGAUCCAGUCCGAGAGGGGUACCGCGAGCUGUUCACUCCGUCUGAGCUCGGUUUUCAUUCUGUCGCUACAGAGAAAAAAAGAAACAAUUUGCAGUUAAUGUCAUCACGCGUAUAUUAUCGGUGUAGAGACCGUGGCCAGCUCGAGGAUCCUGCAUUUACUUUCACGCAGUCAGAGUUGUGCGUCCAAGAGUCAACUUACUAUCCCGAGGACCAACCAUGGAUUCUUCGAAACUUGACGGCAAAGGAGUUCGUACGUUCGGAGGCUAUCGCCUUGAAACCGGAAUUUAUCCACGGCCCCAAUAUUGACGUUUUAGGCUUUGGCGAAGUCAUCUUGUCGCGUAUAUGGUCAACGUCCCACUCGCGCCAUGUGAAAGAUCCGUCAGAGAUCCGCAGAGGAGUGUGGGCAGGGCACCGCUUCGAUAUCACCACGCUGGCGAGACAUGUAGAGGAGACAAAGGGGGCCGACUGGAAUGAUGUGAGCAAGGAAGUGGCCAGAGAUAUCGCGAGCAUCUGGGAGAGCGAAUACGGGCCUGAUUGGCACGCGACGCUGCGCGAUUUACCGGAAUUGGCUGCUCUCCAUGGUGGUGUUCUUGAAGGCACCCGACCUGAUGUGGAAGCCAGUGAGACGACGGAGAGCACACUGUUGAUAUAG